AUGGCUGCUAAUCUGAGAGAUAGAACGUGGAGAAUAUUUAAUUUAUUAAAAGAUAAAGCACAAGAUAAUGGCAUCGGAGAAUUAUCUCCAGAAGACGAACCCGACCCUUAUGCUACAGAUGGGAGUGAGUCGGAAUAUAUUCCAUCAACUCCUGGAUCAUCUCCGAAUGACAGCUUUACUGACGAUAGUAAUGAUUCUUCACUCGAAAUUCCUGUAAUGGAAAAAAUAGUAGUGGUAAGUGAAAAGGAUACCCGUCCCCCCAAAAUUAAUAUUAUUUCGGAAGUACGAAUAUUACCAAAGCAUAAGAAACCUGAUCUUGAAGAACCUAGAGUAUUUGAUGCAACUGUAUUCGAAUGGUUCAAACCAUUUGCAUUUCAAUAUGCAAAUGAUUUUGAGAACGAGUGUUUAUUUACCGAUGAAGUGAUAUCAUUGUGUUCUAAUAAAUUAUUGCCGGCAGCUCGAAACGAAUCCACCGAAAAAAAGUAUUUCAUCAUCCUGUAA
Anoplophora glabripennis (Asian longhorned beetle) is the source of this 501-nucleotide messenger RNA. RefSeq lists its product as uncharacterized. The coding region runs from base 1 to 501 and encodes 166 amino acids. The transcript has 7 exons. The record is from RefSeq and is a predicted model, not a curated record. Lineage: Eukaryota; Metazoa; Arthropoda; Insecta; Coleoptera; Cerambycidae.